AUGCUAUUCCGCUUCUCCACAGUCUGGAAGACUAAUCGCGUGGCCCUGUCCCAACUCCCCAGAUAUUCCCGAGGACGGCACCCUACCCAACCCCUACAUAUCGAUACUGCCGCUUCCCGCCACGGCUCCGCCUCGUACUUGAGAUCCGUGCUUGAGGACGACGACGACGACGAGAGUCCCAACUACUUUGACGAAGGAUACGAACACCAGUUCAUGAAUGGAACCCCCCUUCACAGUCGUCUAGAUAGCGAGCCGUUCAUCCCAGUCCUCAAUUCCCCUCCUCAAAUGAAACGAUCGUCACGACGGGCAACGAGCAUGGCACUACAUACACCUAUGAACAGAACACCUUCCCUAUACAUUGAAAAGGAUUCGCGUGCUAUGUCGAUGUCAAUGGGUGCGGGAGAUCCAAGGCACCCCAAAGCCCCGGGAAAGAAGAUCAGCUCCUUCUUCAGCUGGAAGGCGGCGAAUAACAAUACAGCCACAUCCCCUGGAGGCGAAUCAUCGAGCACGGAUAUCUCCGACUCCGGUCGAGCGGCAAUGCCUCCCCCUAUGCCAGCAUUAGCAAACGUCCCUUUCAAGCCCGGCUCUCCGUACGAUUUCAAGUCCAAUGGAUAUGGUCUCCCGGCGCGGACUUCACUAGGGGCAUCGAGUAUAAAGGAAAGUAUGCUCAUGUCGAAGAUGGCAGACAUAGAGAAUGAAUUACGAGAGAUAACUAUCGAAUUGGCGCGAUCGAUUGGCCGAGAAAUUGAUCUGGAGGAUCUAGUCGAACGGCUACAAUCAGAAGGUCCGGACGUCAAUCGACGUACAAGUGACUAUUUCUCAGACUCGGGUACUAGCUCUAUUCGCUAUGCCUCUGAUCCUGGGAAGAGCGAAGAGAUCGAGAAGAUUCGUCGCGCUGCAGCGCAAGAACGGGCACAGCUCAAGGUUGACUUGUCGCAGAAGUUACAGGACGAGCGAUCUCAGCGGUUGGCAUCGGAGUCUCAUGUCCAAAUCUUGGAAUCUCAAGUUCAACAGCUCCGACGCGAAAGAACGGACAUGUCCGAUUUGUCAUCGAAAACUAAGGAACUCGAGACUGCUCUGGAAAAUACCAAACGAAAGCUGCUUGAAGAGCGGCAAUCCAAAGAUAACUUUGAGGACCUACUUACCGCAAUGCGGGUAGAGCUGGAACAACUUCGUAAUGAUCGAGAUCAACUUCGAGAUGAAACCAGGCUCCUAGAGGAAAUUGAAGCUUUGAAAAUCGAAAAUGCUUCUUUGGCUCAGCUACAGAGCGGUCGAUUUGCUUCGAUCGCCGAGGAAGGUAGCUCACCCAAAAACUCGACAUUUGGUGUGUCACGAUCGGGCUCCAUUGCACGUAAGCCCAGCGGCUUAGCCCGCUCGGGUUCGCUAUCUCGGUCCAACUCAGUCAAUAAUACCAGCAGUAAUAAAUCACCAGAAACACGUGAAUCGUUGGCUGACAAGGUCCACGAUAUCGAAGUUCAACGUGAUGCCCUCCACCAGGCAUUGCGAAGCCUCCUCGACCGCCAGGCAUACCAGGCCCGCGAGUACGAGAAGCGCACUCGUAUUCUGGAAAUGGAACUUGCUCAGGCCCAGAAAUCGGGUCAGCCGCGGAAAUUAGGCUAUGAGAGAGAUUUGCGCAACCUACGUGACGAUGUGAACCAUCUCCGCAUGCGCGCCGAGGAUGCCCUAGAUGGCAAGUGGCAGUGUGAGAAGAAUCUCGCUGGACUGAAAAUGGACUUGGACCGUGCCGAGCAGGAGACCAGCUCUCUACGCGCGCUUCUUCUAGAGGACACUACUGCUGGUGCAGAGUUGAUGACAGGUCAAGAAGGUUUUGCUGAGGUCGUGACCACAUCUUCUUCCUUGCAAUCUGCAUUCCAGCAAUUGCAGGCGGAUCGAGCUGAGGCCGAGGCUGAUGUUGCGGAUUCGGAAGAGCUUGCUUCCUCCCUCCUCCGGACUGGGGCACUGGGCAGCAAAGUCCAAAAUCAGCUUCAGAUCAACAUCUCUUUGCAUGCCCGUCUAGCAACGGCUAUUGAUAAGGGUGACAAAGAUCAGCAGAUCUCAGUUGACCGGAUCAACAUUCUACAGAACCACAUGAGGGAGCUGGAGGAAACUCUUUUGGUUGCUCAAAAUCACUCGGAAGAAGAGAUGGGCAAACGCGAGGAGGAGAUUCGUUUGCUGAAGGAAAGCCAGCAUGCCCAGCUCACGCGGAUGAUGAAUGGUAGUCGCAAUCUAGUCGGCCUCUCGCCCCGGCCCCCGAACGCACCCUUCGAUUCUCGCCCACCGCGUCUAGACCAGACCACGAGCGGCCAAGGUGUACCCUUGGCCGAGGUUGUCCAAUCCGAAAUUUUCGAGCGACGAGUCAAAGAUCUCGAGAAGCUCCUCCGUGAGGCGGAUAUGGAGAUGGAGCAAGUGGUUGGACGGAUGAACCGCACGCAACUCGAUGUAGCUCAGCUUCAAACUGACAGAGACGACGCUCUCCGCCAGACCCGUCAACUUCAAACCGAGAUCCAAGCUGAGCGUGACACCCUCAGGAGGCUCCUCAACGCCCUGUAA
Penicillium digitatum Pd1 is the source of this 2550-nucleotide messenger RNA. RefSeq lists its product as uncharacterized. The record is from RefSeq and is a predicted model, not a curated record. Lineage: Eukaryota; Fungi; Ascomycota; Eurotiomycetes; Eurotiales; Aspergillaceae.